AUGUCGUUCAGGAUAAACGACUAUAAUGCCUUUUUAACAUCGUUAUUUGAUAAAAAUAAUGCUAAUAAUCCAUCGGGCGAUUUUUAUAGCCAAUCACAGAUCCCCAGUCAGAACCAAAGUCAAUCGAAUUCCCCCCAACCAUCAUCAGUUCCUUCAGCACCAGCACAGACAAUAAAACAAGAGCCAUUCCCAGUAGAUUUUGAUUUUGGGCUAAUACAGGCAAAUAAACAAAAUCCAAAUCAAGACCAACUUCAAAGUGAAAAUCCUGAUCAAAACUCAGAAUCACCAAUCAUUUUAUCCCCGUCGUUUGUAUUACCAGAAAAUCAGUUUGAUGUUUAUAAUGUAAACUUUAAUAAUAAAGAUCCCCUGGAUGAUGAAAAAGAAGCUUCGCCAAAGACGAUGAAAAUCACUCAUGAUCAAUUGACCAAAGAAGCAAUGGAUGCAGCAGCCGCAGUUGGAUCAAACAUUACUUCCAGACCAAGAGUGAAAUCCGCCCAUAACGUAAUUGAACAACGAUAUAGAAAUAAAAUCAAUGAUAAAUUUACCGCUUUACAAAAUUCGGUUCCAACUUUAAGAAUCGUGGCCAAACGUAAACAACGUUUAGGUAGUCAUAAUUCAGAAGAUGAGGAUGAAUAUAUUUAUGAUUUAAAUCCCCAAUCCGAUUCAAGCGAUGACUUAGAAGGUUUAGAACCGGCUAGAAAAUUAAAUAAAGGUACAAUUUUAGCUAAAUCAAUCGAAUAUAUUAAAUUCUUAGAAUUGAAAAAUGAAAAAAUGAAACAAGAUCAUCAAGACUUAAUUAAUAAAGCUAAAGCAAUGGGUAUCCAAAUUGAUGAUCAUCUACUUAAUGAGUAG
Molecule: messenger RNA, 852 nt
Organism: Hyphopichia burtonii NRRL Y-1933
Lineage: Eukaryota; Fungi; Ascomycota; Pichiomycetes; Serinales; Debaryomycetaceae
Gene: HMS1
Product: Hms1p
Exons: 1
Coding region: 1-852 (283 amino acids)
Molecular function (GO): protein dimerization activity
Source: RefSeq, a predicted model, not a curated record